Stylonychia lemnae is the source of this 3561-nucleotide messenger RNA. The record is from the annotation of a GenBank genome assembly. NCBI's taxonomy places the organism in Eukaryota, Ciliophora, Spirotrichea, Sporadotrichida, Oxytrichidae.
AUGAAAAUAUAGGAAACGCAGCUCAUAGAAAAAAUACUAAGCAGGGCUUCCAUCAGCAUUAAGUAAAUUGCCAAUUAAAAACUCUAAGGACGAAAAUCUCCACAAUCUUCUUAAAUGCAAUAAUCAGCUACUACCUUUGAUAGAAAAUCUAGUAUGAGCAAUUUUAAGAAUAGUUCUAUGAUUUCAUAGUUCACUGGGUCCAAGUAAAAGCCAACUAAGAAAGGUGAUAAGGGUAAUCUAAGGAACUAGCAGUAAAUAUCAGAGUUCUCAUAAUCAAUUUCGUAAUCCAUAAUAGACCUUUAAGACUCAAGUGUAAAUAAUCAUGAUGAAUUUAUUGAUGGAACUGAAUUUUAAAGUUAAAAUAUGGGAUUGUAGACUAAUUUGAUUUAUCCAGACACAUCUUUUAAAGAUAUUGGUGUGUCAGGAUUCGCUGGUGGCUCAUCCUCUGCUCUAGCUCGAAAAGAUCAGAACAAAUAACUUUAUGUCCCAUUGAAAAAGCGCCUAAUGGAAAAAAGCUCUUCUUAAUCAAAGUUAUUGUUUGAAACUUCAACAUCAUCAAUGAUAAGUGAAAUGAGCAAACCAGGAUAAAUGAAUGUUAAGAAAGUGUAGGUUAACCUAGGGGCUAUUAAUUCAACAUCAAACGAAGGAGUAAAAGUCUUGACUUCUUAGAGAUCGAUGGGAAAUCUUAAUACAGCUAGGACUAAAAGCUCAACCAAACUUUCAACUUCAAAUGUGCAGUAAUAAUAAAAGAAGAGGGCUUCUAAUUAGAAUAACAUUAAUCAUCAAGUGAUGAAUACUAGUAUGAAUAGUAGCAGCAUGUAUAGCAAUUAGAAUAUGCGUCCAUCAACAUCAAUGUCUUCUACAAAUCAAAAUAAUCAUAAACAAAAAUCUCCUCCCAAAGUUCUUAUUAGACCAAACUAGAAAAAUGAAGUCAGUAAUUACAAAUAGUAAUCAAUAAAUAGUAAAGAUAGGAGUAGUUCUGCUAAAAAAAGCAUUAUCUAACCUGUGGCCGUGAAGAUAUAAAGUGAAAGAGAUAAGACUCCUGUUACAAAAUAGAAAAAGCAAUAUGAAGUGAUGUAAAUCGUAGUUUCCCUUGGUGAAUCAACUUCAACUUCAAAUUUAAAGCCAAAGAAAUCUUUAUUAGGUUAGCAUGCAAAAGUAUUUUGGAGAGCAUACAGAAAAUAUAAAUUUUCCUUGACAAAAUAGAAAAUUGAAGUGCUAUUAUAAAAAUUUGAAUUAAAACAGCAAAUUUUGAAGGAGUAUAGAUAAUUUGAAGAUAAGAUUACAAUUGUACAAAAGUUUUACCUUCAAAAAUAAAGUAAACAAGGGAAUAAGUUAAAUGGAACUUUUAAGUUCAACAAAAAUGGCAAGAACCUAAUUAAAUUUAUAAAAAGACAACUCUUAGCCUAUUAUCAAGGAUGGAAACUUAGAAAAGUAUACUAAUCUAAAUUUGUCAAGAAUGCUAUCACUCAAUAUCAUGAUUACCAGAAAUUCUUAUUUGAAAUGGAGAUGGAUCCAUCUGUGAAUGAAGUAAUGAAAAAGUAGUUCAGAUCAAAUCUUCCUCGUAGUAAACAACAAAUUCUAGAUUCAAUUAAUAAACUUAUGUCUGAUCCUUUAUGGUUCAGUAAAAUCAGUCAUGAAAGUCCUGUUAAAAUCAAACCUAAUUCGAGAGUACCUAGAAAGGAUUUAAAUUAAAAAAAGAAUGCAAGUAAAAAUUAAGAAUUUGAAUCUGAAAGGAGUUCUAUUUUAAAGGCAUCAGAAAAUUCAAUGGCUACUACCGCAGAUAUAAAGCCUUGGUGGGAAUAAGCAGCUGAAAAGCAUAAACCUAAAAGUUCAAUUAAAGUUAAGCAGAACAACAAGAAUGAAGUAAAAAAUAAUAACACCAAUACUAAAAGCUAGGCAGAUCUUUUUAAGACGGAAACUUUCAAUUCCUAAAAUAGAGACUUAACCCCUCAACCUUAGAAAAGUUUCUUGAAAAGAAAGGCGAAUUUAAAGUACGAUCCAUUAUAAAAUGCAAGAGAUGCUAAAAAAUAAGCUAAGGUUGAAUAAAAGAAUAUGAUUUAGUAAUAAAUGACUCAAUUAGAUGGUUUAGGCCAGUCUGUUGCUGAUUCUAAUGAUAUUAUUGCCUUUGAUUCCUAAGUUAGUACUGUAACAAGAUAACUAAACAAUCUGAAUUAACUCUCAGAGAACAUAAAAAACGAGAAAUCAAUUGAUAACAUGAUUACUACUAUAAACAGAACUAUCGAAAAAUAUGAAUUACUGAUAAAGGAACAUUAGAAUUAGUUAUAGUCUAUGAGUUAAACCCAAAAAUUGUAGUAGUUAAUGAUACUUUAGCAAGCAAACUCUCCAGAGAGAAUGCCAUUCUAAAGAGUAUAAAAUAUGGGGUAUUUAAACACUAGUAAUCAAAAUUUCAAGAAUACUUAGAGAACAACAAAUGUUAGAUCUCCUACUACAAUUCAUACCACUCCAGGAGGACUUCUUACAAGAGAGUCAUUGGUUGGAAGUGUGAAUGAAAGUGUAUCUAUUGAAAGAUCUUAAAAGAAUGAAGAUUUCUUAAGAAACCUUAUGCCGUCAUAGAGAAAAGCUUUCUUAAAAAAGAAAAGUCAAGAUGAAGCAGAUUUAUAGUAAUCGAUGAGGCAUUAGAGAUCAAGCAGCAAUAUUAUGCCAUCUAUGAGCAUUGGAUCUGGACCAUUUAAAGAAGAGAAAUCACAUCCGAAAUUUACUAAAACAGGAUUAAUGCUUACCCCUAUAGAGUAAAAUUAGAAAAAUUCUUCCUAAAAUAGAUAUAAGAGGACAAAACCCUAAAAUGAAAUGUUGUAAAGUAAACACCAGCCACCAAUGCAGUCAAUUAAAGAAUCAAUAGAUCUAAGUUACUUAAAGAAAGUUAAAUCUAAGGUAGAUUGCUGGACUAGCAAACUAAAUAAUAACACAGCAACGAUUAAAAUUACUGAGAGUAUAUAGAAAGAGACAAAAAGAUAAAAACCAGAGAUGUCACCAUAAAAAUCACCUAAAGUUGUUGAAAAGUCAUCUAUAUCACCUUUAAAAAAUAAGUCAAUAGAUGAUCAAUAGAAUAACAGUUUAAUGAAGCCUUAAAAAGUGAAUUCUAGGAACUCAUCCGGAGUAAGAAACAUGUCAACAUCUCCAUAAUAGCACAAGCAAAAGGACCUCACAGUUUAAAAUCCCAAAGAAUAGUAAAAACUUACUAAGACAAUAAAGUAAUUAGAUAAAUUGAGAGAGUCAAUCUAAGAUGACGAAAUGUGUAACUAAGAAAGCCCUAAAAAUGAAAUGAGCACAAAUAAGCCGGAAUUAACAGUUAUCGAUGAUGAGCUUUAAGAAAGACUCUAAGUGCUAGAUUAAAUGAAUGAUAUGCUAAGAAAACUUAAAAAUCAGUUCAACUAAAAUGAAAAGGUAGGAAAGGAAGUAUUUGAAGAAAUUCUUUAAAGCGACUUUGAAAAUGUCUUGAUAAAUAUGAAGGAGGAAUAUGCUCAAAUGUUUUAAUCAAACAGAUAUACUGUAAGAACCGAGUAAAGUGAGGCUUAAAAAUUACUUUAAGAGCUAUGA